GUUUCCUGUGUGAGGGCGGCUGGUGAGCCAGGUCUGCUCUGGUGGCUGAGCCCGAGCGUGCCGAGUUACCGCGAACUGCAACUCUGAGACCUGGCUAAACUCUGAGAGUUGCAGGAGCAGCCGUUUCGGGUGGACCCAGCGAGGGCGCUGAGAGGAAUCGGCCGUGGGGCUCGCUGUGGACCACAUUUCCCAGAGGGCCUGGCGACUCGUGCUCUUCUCGCGGGAACUCGAACUUCUCAUCACGCCUGGCGGGAGCGUUAGAUCCUUGAGGUGAGAUCGUGGGCACCUGGGGGAACUGGUUCAGCUCUGCAGCUUCGGACCCCCGGGGACCCGAAAGGCCUAAGUUGAGGAGACCGGAGGCCGAUAUGGAGCUCGUUCUGUCCUUCUCCAGGUGAGGCGCAGAAGAGAAGGAAACAAUGCAUGCUGAACUUCUACAAGCAGUUUUCAGGGGGUCAGUGAUGUUCAGGGAUGUGUCUAUAAACUUCUCUCAGGAGGAAUGGGAGUGCCUGGACUCUGGUCAGAUGAAUUUAUACAAAGAAGUGAUGUUGGAGAAUUUCAGCAACCUGGUUUCAGUGGGACUUUCCAGUUCUAAGCCAGCUGUGAUCUCCUUAUUGGAACAAGGAAAAGAGCCCUGGAUGGUUGACAGAGAGCUGACGAGAGGCCUUUGUUCAGAUCUGGAAUCCGUGUGUGAGACCAAGUUACUCUCUCUAAAGAAGAGACAUUUUAGUCAAGUGAUGUUUACCCAUGAAGACAUACCCACUUUUAUUCAGCCCACGUUUCUUAUUCCACAUCAAAAAACUAUUAAUGAAGAGAAGCCCUGUGAAUGUAAAAUAUGUGGAAAAGCCUUUAAUCAAAACUUACACUUUGUUCAACAUCAGAGAAUUCAUUCUGCUGAAAAAAACUAUGAAUGUAAGGAGUGUGGGAAAUCCUUUAGUCGUGGCUCACUUGUUGCUCGACAUCAGAGGAUUCACACUGGUGAAAAACCCUAUGAGUGUAAAGAAUGCGGCAAGGCUUUUAGUUGUAGUUCAUAUUUUUCUCAACAUCAGAGGAUUCACACUGGUGAGAAACCCUAUGAAUGUAAGGAAUGUGGAAAAGCCUUUAAUUAUUGCUCAAACCUUAAUGAUCAUCAGAGAAUUCACACUGGUGAAAAACCCUAUGAAUGUAAAGUAUGUGGAAAAGCCUUUACUAAGAGUUCACAACUUUUUCCACAUCUGAGAAUUCAUACCGGUGAGAAACCUUAUGAAUGUAAGGAAUGUGGGAAAGCCUUUACUCAACAUUCAAGGCUUAUUCAACACCACAGGAUGCAUACUGGUGAGAAACCUUAUAAGUGUAAGGAAUGUGAGAAGGCCUUUAGUAGUGCCUCAACACUUACUAACCAUCACAGAAUUCAUGCUGGCAAGAAACUCUAUGAAUGUAAAGAAUGUGGAAAGGCCUUUAUUCAGAGCUCAGAACUUAUUCAACAUCAGAGAAUACAUACAGAUGAAAAACCAUAUGAAUGUAAUGAAUGUGGAAAGGCUUUUAAUAAAGGCUCAAACCUUACUCGACAUCAAAGAAUUCACACUGGUGAGAAACCUUAUGACUGCAAGGAAUGUGGAAAGGCCUUUGGUAGUCGCUCUGACCUCAUCCGCCAUGAAGGAAUUCAUAUUGGAUAAAUGAAAGGCCCUUAUGACUGUAAGGAGUAUGGAAAGGCCUUUGGUAGUCGCUGUGACCUCAUCCACCAUGAAGGAAUUCAUAUUGGAUAAAUGAUAGGCCCUUUUGAUAACCUUUAUAAUAAUAUUUUUUAAAACAGGUAAUGCAAAAAAUAAACAAAAAAUCCCAGAUAAUGCAUGAUCAAAGUUCCUCUCUGUAGUAGUUUUCUAGGGCUACUAUAACAAAGUACCAAGUACCACAAAACUAGGUGGCUUAAAACAACAGAAACUUAUUCUCUCAGUUUUUGAGCCUUGAAACCCACAAAGUUGUUGGCAAGGUUGGUUCCUUCUGGGGCUCCGAGGAAGAAUGUGUUCCAUGCCUAUCUCCUAGCUUCUUGUAACAGCAAUUUUUGCCAUACCUUGGCUUGUAGACGCAUUGCUCCAAUCUCUGCCUCCAUCUUCACACUGUGUUCUCUCUGUGUCUCUUCUUUCAUAUGGACACUGGUCAUAUUGCAUUAGGGCUCACCCUAAGGACCUCAUCUUAACUUGAUUAUAUGUGCAAAGACCUUAUUUCCAUGUAAGAUCACAUUCACAGAUACCAGGUGUUAGGACCUCAGCAUAUUUCAACCAAUUACCCUCUGUUAAUACUGUUUUCUAAUGUAUUUGUAAUUUUAUACAUAAAGUUAAUCAAAUGUAUUUUAAAAUGUGAAUUCAAGGUCUAAAUUAAACACCCUUUUCCCCAAAAAAAGAUUCUAUCCCCAAACUACUUAUUCCAUAAUUCCUUCCCAUUUAUUCUCUGUUUUGGUUAUAUAGCUUGUAUUAACUUAUGUUUUAGGGCCGUCUUUUCUAUAUCUGUGGCCUACAGAAUUACUACACUGUAAAUUAUGUUACAUAGGCUAUC
This is a messenger RNA of Balaenoptera ricei (Rice's whale), 2529 nucleotides long. RefSeq names its product zinc finger protein 829 (gene ZNF829). The transcript is spliced from 5 exons. The record is from RefSeq and is a predicted model, not a curated record. Gene Ontology annotation, biological process: regulation of transcription by RNA polymerase II. Lineage: Eukaryota; Metazoa; Chordata; Mammalia; Artiodactyla; Balaenopteridae. Gene Ontology annotation, molecular function: RNA polymerase II cis-regulatory region sequence-specific DNA binding; DNA-binding transcription factor activity, RNA polymerase II-specific. The coding region runs from base 417 to 1652 and encodes 411 amino acids.